This is a messenger RNA of Raphanus sativus (radish), 685 nucleotides long. Its product is annotated as cold-responsive protein kinase 1-like. Lineage: Eukaryota; Viridiplantae; Streptophyta; Magnoliopsida; Brassicales; Brassicaceae. Gene Ontology annotation, molecular function: protein kinase activity. The transcript is spliced from 2 exons. The record is from RefSeq and is a predicted model, not a curated record. Gene Ontology annotation, biological process: protein phosphorylation. The coding region runs from base 51 to 632 and encodes 193 amino acids.
UCGGUUCGAUUUGGUUCGGAAAACCUAAACCACAGGCCUAGUGCUGACAUAUGUGUUCACAUAUGUUUUUGGGCAGUGGUUAUUUAGCACCAGAGUAUGCGGCUAGGGGGCAAUUGACGCGUAAAGCCGAUGUAUACAGCUUUGGAGUCCUUCUUAUGGAGAUAGUAAGUGGAAGAAGUAACAAGAACACACGGUCACCAACAAAAUAUCAAUAUAUUCUUGAAAGAGCUUGGGAACUCUAUGAGCGGAAUGAGCUCGUGGAUCUUGUUGACAUAGGGUUAAACGGAAUCUUUGACGCAGAGGAAGCUUGCCUGUACCUAAAAAUAGGCCUUUUGUGCACGCAAGACAGUCCUCAGCUAAGGCCAACUAUGUCCACAGUGGUGAAGUUGUUAACGGGGGAGAAGAAUAUAGACAAUAAGAAAAUAACAAGGCCGGGUUUGAUAUCUGAUUUUAUGGAGUUGAAAGUGAGAGAACCGGUGGAAACAAAGACAGAGGAAGUGAACAGACACAACUACACAGAUCCUAAUUCUUAUAAUGCCUCGCCUAUCUCCGGGACUAGUGACAACUCAAAUGAUUACUCAUCAGGGGUUUCAUCAACUAAUGCGGUUUGUUCAUUCAGCAGUACCAUUUAGAAAAUAAAUGUGUUCUCUUUUUUUGAGUGUUUGAUGUUUUUGUGUGUCAUCAU